AUGAUCGACCGACGACCGGAUUUGGAAGUGAUCGACGUAUCUCAGAACGGGUUAUUAACGGAUAUGGACACUCCACAGUACAGUCUUCGGUGGAACAAUCACCUGGUCCACAUGAUGGACGCCAUCGAAGUGCUACUACAAAACGAAACUCUCGUGGACGUCACGCUGGUUUGUGAAAAGACUCAGUUUAAAGCCCACAAAGUCGUCUUAUCCGCUUGCAGUCCAUAUUUUCAAAGGCUAUUCUCUGAAACCCCGUGCAAACAUCCUGUGAUCGUGCUUAAGGACCUUCCGGACUGGGAGAUGAGAGCCAUCAUACACUUCAUGUACAAAGGGGAGAUUAACGUUGGCCAGGAACAGUUGCCGUUGUUGCUACAGGCUGCUGAAACGCUACAAAUCCGCGGACUGGCCCAUACUGAGCGCAUUCCGUUAUUUGUCGAUUCGCCCACUUCGUCGUCGGCGACGCCCACGGACGUCCAACCAUCACCGUCGCAACAGCAACAGCAGCCACCGCUUCCGUCGUCUCAUCACCACGGCGUGGGCGGACACCAUCACCAUCACCACCACCACUCCAACAGGGGCCACAGUCCUGGCGGAAGCAAAUCCGGCACGACCACCGGCCACGAGCUGACGAACGGACAGAGUUCUCCGGGCAAGGGUCAUCAUCACCAUCAUCACCACCACAGGCACCGGACCGCCGACUCACCGCAGAGUCCGCGCAACAAGUCACAGCCGCCGCCGCACCACGCACUCGCGCUACCACCACCGCACCACCGCGACGGAUCCGCCGGCCGCAUGUCGCCGACCACCAGGAUGUUCUUCCAGGCCGCCGCGGCCGCUGCGGCCGCCGCUGCAGCCAAUCCGUACGAUCCUUCGCACAUCCGUCUGCCACAGAUACAGCACUUGCCACCCAUCACGUUCAGCGACCGGAACUGUCCGUCGCCGACACCUCGCAGGAAACAGGCUCGACCCAGGCGAAGAUCGGGCGAAGCGAUUGGUCCACAAGAUUUGAGCAAAGCACCUUCUCCGUCAAACUUCAGCAAUAAUGUCGCCGAAAAUUUGUCGAUGAAAAAAUCACCGAACAAUGAAAAUAUCAAUAACGAAAACAUGCCGACAAAUUUAAGUUGUAACAAUAAGAGGCCGGAUAGGACACCGUCGCCGUCGGCAAAUAAACAAAUGAAGGUCGAAGUGGAAGAAUCAGAAAUGAUUGGAGACUUGGGACAAAGUCUGCCGGUAGAGUUGACUGCCAACAGUGGCAACCCGAACGUAAACAACAAUAACAAUAAUAAUAAUAACCAGUCGAGUAACAAAAAGAACCACCACCAUCACCACCACCAUCAUCUCAACCACCAACAACAGCAUCAGAGGCAUCCGGACUUCCCUUAUUAUGGGCCAGAUCCCAUGAGCAUACCACUUAAUCCACACGAUCCGCACUUUGAGAACUCACUAUUUCCGCCUUUUGGACCGUUGUCGUCGCUAUCUCUACAAGGACCUCCUCACAUGUUUCCAAUAGAUGCCCAAUUUGGUCUAUUUCCCGGUUUGGACGGCUGUAGAAACCCACUGCUAAACGAACUGAUUGAACCGAGGUUCGACAAUCCACCACCGAGUAAAAAGAAAAAGAAAAUGUUCCCGGUUGGACGUCCUAAGGGCCAGCACAGCGCUCCACGCGGUGGCCCUCCAAGGUCGUGGACGAACGCUGAACUCACUGAAGCGCUACAGCACGUGUGGAACAAGAAGAUGACCACGUCGCAGGCAUCCAGGAUCUUCGGUAUACCGUACAACAGUCUGCUCAUGUACGUGCGUGGCAAGUACGGUAAAUCUCUAAAACUGGAACAGUUGAAAAAAGAAUGUUUCGGUGACAUAAACGGUCCGCUGGACUUGUUGCACUUUGGGUCCAUAUCGAACAAUAACAACAGCAGCAACAAGAACAACAAUAAUAACAAUAACAACAAUAACAGCAACAACAACAACAGCGGCGGCAACAAUGGCCAGUCGAAUGUCAACGGUUCCGGUAACAACAACGGCGGUGGAGGCAACGGCCCGACCCUGCAGCCGUGCAACCCGCCCACGGAACCCGUCGACCUCAUGCUGGGGCCUCCGGGAUUCAACCCACCUGCGUUCCCGACACCCAACUUCUUCCCGGACUUUGGGUCCACGUUCCCGAUGGGCAUAGACAUGAUACACCUGAUGCACCAGCAACAGCAACACAUGUCGUCGAUGUCGGCGGCUGACAAACACCAGUACUUGGGACUGCAGGACAUGAUCGGCGGCCAACCGAUGCAGUCGGCCGUGGUGCUAGACUAUGCGAUGAAGUCUCCGGCUGCCAGUCGCAGCAACUCAGAACCACCGACAACGGGUGGCGAGGGUGACGGCGAUGGUGAUGGUGACGGUGACGUGGACGGCGACGGUGAGGGUGAUGGUGAAGGCGACUGCGACGACGAUGACGGGGCCGAUGAUUGCGGCGUCGACGACGAGGACGAAGAGGACGACGACGACGACGUGGUGGCCAUGGACUUCUCAAAGGCCGGUGGGAUCGGCGUUGGCGGCGGCGGUGACGUUGGCAGCGGCGGCGGUGACGUCGGUGGUGGCGCCGGUGCCGGUGACGAGGAUGACGGGGUCGACGAAGAGGACGACGACGAAGACGUCGACGACGAAAGACUGAGUCCGGAAGCUGAUGACAAGGACAAGGAGCAAGACUGA
Messenger RNA from Macrosiphum euphorbiae (potato aphid), 2697 nucleotides. NCBI's taxonomy places the organism in Eukaryota, Metazoa, Arthropoda, Insecta, Hemiptera, Aphididae. The record is from the annotation of a GenBank genome assembly.